AUGGGUGUCCAGUCACUUGAUGCAGUUAUGAAAGAAUCCGUCGAUCUGGAAAAUGCAUCAAUGGAAGAAGUUUUUGAGCAUCUCAAAUGCACAAGGGAAGGUCUGAGCUCUGACGAAGUUCAGGAGAGGUUGGAGCUGUUUGGAUAUAACAAGCUUGAGGAGAAGACUGAAAACAAAUUCCUCAAGUUCUUGGGAUUUAUGUGGAAUCCUCUUUCAUGGGUUAUGGAGGCUGCUGCUCUCAUGGCCAUUACUCUUGCACAUGGAGGGGGGAAGAGUGCAGAUUACCAUGAUUUCGUUGGCAUCAUAGUACUGCUUAUAAUCAACUCCACUAUCAGUUUCAUAGAGGAAAACAACGCUGGCAAUGCCGCUGCUGCUCUCAUGGCACGGCUGGCGCCAAAGGCCAAGGUCCUUCGAAACGGCAGAUGGAGCGAGGAAGAUGCUGCGGUUUUGGUGCCUGGAGACAUAGUCAGCAUCAAGCUUGGCGAUAUCAUUCCUGCUGAUGCCCGCCUUCUUGAAGGAGAUCCCUUAAAGAUUGAUCAGGCUGCUUUGACUGGAGAGUCUCUUCCUGUGACCAAGAGUCCUGGAGAUGGAGUAUACUCUGGCUCAACUUGCAAACAAGGCGAAAUAGAAGGAGUUGUGAUAGCAACUGGAGUUCAUACAUUCUUUGGCAAAGCAGCUCAUCUUGUUGAUAGCACAAACAAUGUUGGCCAUUUCCAAAAGGUUUUGACAGCAAUCGGAAACUUCUGCAUCUGCUCAAUUGCUGUUGGUAUGGUGAUCGAAAUCGUGGUGAUCUAUGGCCUGCAAAAGAGAGCAUACCGAGUUGGGAUUGAUAAUCUACUUGUUCUCCUGAUCGGUGGAAUCCCAAUUGCCAUGCCAACUGUUCUCUCCGUCACUAUGGCAAUUGGAUCACAUCGCCUGUCUCAGCAGAAUGUUCCACAGGGGGCCAUCACUAAAAGAAUGACAGCUAUUGAAGAAAUGGCAGGAAUGGAUGUUCUUUGCAGUGACAAAACAGGCACAUUGACACUCAACAAGCUAACUGUGGACAAAACCAUGGUUGAGGUUUUCGCCAGGGGUGUUGACAAGGAUUUGGUCGUGCUGAUGGCUGCCAGAGCAUCAAGGCUUGAGAACCAAGAUGCCAUUGAUACUGCAAUUGUUAACAUGUUGGGAGACCCUAAGGAGGCACGAGCUGGGAUCAGAGAAAUUCACUUCCUUCCCUUCAACCCAACUGACAAAAGGACUGCCCUCACAUACUUGGACGGUGAAGGUAAAAUGCACAGAGUCAGCAAAGGUGCACCAGAACAGAUUCUCAACCUGGCACAUAACAAAAAAGAACUUGCAAACAAGGUUCAUUCGAUCAUUGACAAAUUCGCAGAACGCGGAUUGAGAUCCCUUGGAGUUGCUCGCCAGCAAGUUCCAGAUGGAAACAAGGACAGCGCCGGAGGACCGUGGGAAUUUGUUGGCCUUCUCCCCCUCUUCGACCCUCCUCGUCAUGACAGUGCUGAAACAAUCAGGAGAGCGUUGGAUUUAGGAGUCAGUGUUAAGAUGAUUACAGGUGAUCAGCUCGCUAUUGGCAAGGAGACUGGAAGAAGGCUUGGAAUGGGAACAAAUAUGUACCCAUCUUCAUCUCUGCUUACCGAGGGUGGCAACGAAGCAACUGGAUCUCUCCCCAUUGAUGAGCUCAUUGAGAAAGCUGAUGGCUUUGCCGGAGUGUUCCCUGAACACAAGUACGAGAUUGUGAGGAGACUUCAAGCUAGAAAGCACAUAUGUGGAAUGACUGGAGACGGAGUGAAUGAUGCCCCUGCCUUGAAGAAAGCCGACAUUGGUAUUGCAGUGGCGGAUUCAACCGAUGCUGCCAGAGGCGCUUCUGAUAUAGUCUUGACAGAGCCUGGUCUCAGUGUCAUCAUCAGCGCUGUGCUGACUAGCCGAUCCAUCUUCCAGAGAAUGAAGAAUUACACUAUUUAUGCAGUGUCCAUCACCAUCCGUAUCGUCUUUGGAUUCUUGAUGCUGACUUGCUUCUGGAAGUUCGACUUCCCACCUUUCAUGGUCCUAGUCAUAGCCAUUCUUAACGAUGGAACAAUCAUGACCAUAUCCAAAGACAGGGUUAAACCAUCACCCGUACCUGAUAGCUGGAGGCUGAGUGAGAUUUUCGCCACUGGCGUCGUCCUUGGUGGCUACUUAGCACUCAUGACCGUCGCCUUCUUCUGGCUGGCUUACGAAACCAACUUCUUCUCGAAACACUUCCAUGUGAAGAGCUUCCAGCAGGACGACUACGACCUCACAAACAAAGCAGUUGCUGAUCAACUCAACCAGCAACUAGCCUCGGCAUUGUAUCUCCAGAUCAGCACCAUUAGCCAAGCUUUGAUCUUUGUCACCCGCUCCAGAGGAUGGUCUUUCCAGGAACGCCCUGGCUUUCUGCUCGUCUUCGCCUUCCUUGUCGCCCAACUGAUUGCAACAGUGAUCUCGGCGGAAGCGAACUGGAAAUUCGCGGGAAUCAGAAGCAUUGGAUGGAAGUGGACUGGAGCCAUCUGGGCAUUCAACGCCGUCACUUACAUGCUCCUGGAUCCCAUCAAAUUCAUCGUCAUGUACGCUCUCAGCGGCAGAGCUUGGGGACUGGUUGUGGACAAGAGGACAGCGUUCACCAACAAGAAGGAUUUUGGAAGGGAAGAGAGGGAAGCGGCGUGGGCGACGGAGCAGAGAACCCUGCAUGGACUCCAGAGCGAUUCGGAAAUGAAGAUCUUCUCGGAGAAGAGCACUUACAGAGAGAUCAGUCUCAUGGCGGAGGAAGCCAGAAAGCGCGCUGAGAUCGCGAGGAUGAGGGAGCUUCACACGCUCAAAGGAAGAGUGGAGUCUUUUGCCAAGCUUAAGGGCUACGAUAUCGACUCCAUGAACCAACACUACACUCUUUGAAGAAUUGGAAGAAUUACAGCACUCGUCUGCUCCAAACCAAUGUCAUUGAAUUCAUUCUACUCUCUCUUUCUUUCUCUAAUAUAUGUUCGUCGUCUUAAUUUCGCAUUUCUGUAACAGAAAGUAAAUAAAAUCCAAAUUAAUUUUUACAGUUGAGAGAAUAUGC
Linum tenue is the source of this 3070-nucleotide messenger RNA. The record is from the annotation of a GenBank genome assembly. Lineage: Eukaryota; Viridiplantae; Streptophyta; Magnoliopsida; Malpighiales; Linaceae.